CGGAUGAGCAGGAGACGGCUUUAUUGAAGGCCAUUAUCAAAUGGAAGCCUGUUGGUAUGGCUCACUACUACAAAACACUAUUGCGCUAGCCAGGAAAGAUAACAUUUUCUCUCUCAAGGCAUGCACAAACACUUCCGCAUGAUCGCAAUCUCCGAAUUCCUUAAAACCCAAGGCUAUGCGCCCGCGAACGCACUCCACACGCGAAUCCCCGGGAUAUGGAGAAAGCUCAACACACUCUACAAUCUCCCAGCGCUCGAUGAGCGGGAAGAUUCAUUAAUAUCAGAUGCCGCGGAUGAUGGCGAUCCCUCGAGCGAACGAUAUUGUCCCUUCCAACUCCCAGAUGACGAAUACGGUUAUAUGAUGUUUGAGAGGAGGUUGGCGACAGAGGAAUCUGUAUCGCCUAUCAGUGGCCGUGCAGAGUCGAGACGAGGGAGCACCGUGGCUGAUACGGAUGAAGCACGCUCCUCUCCCGCGCCCUCCCGUGGACGAAAGAGUACCCGCGGCCGUCCUCCAGGAACACGCGGCACGCGCGCGAAGCGGUUCCAAGCUGAGGAAUUCCGGAAAAGUGCAGCUAUCGUCGAUGACGAAGAAGAAGAAGAAGAACAGGAAGAAGUUGAUGAGGACGCUUCGGACGCUGCGAAAGAUGAUAGUGAUAUCGAAGACGAUGAAGAAGAGGACGCGGGUGAUUCUCCGAAUCCGAGGAGUACAAGGGCUCAGACAUCACGGUCGAGGAGAGGUACAGGGACAGGAACGAGAAGGACAGGGCGGCGACGUUGA
This is a messenger RNA of Aspergillus ruber CBS 135680, 777 nucleotides long. Its product is annotated as EAF7 family protein. Gene Ontology annotation, biological process: regulation of transcription by RNA polymerase II. Gene Ontology annotation, cellular component: NuA4 histone acetyltransferase complex; nucleus. The record is from RefSeq and is a predicted model, not a curated record. The coding region runs from base 121 to 777 and encodes 218 amino acids. The transcript has 3 exons. Lineage: Eukaryota; Fungi; Ascomycota; Eurotiomycetes; Eurotiales; Aspergillaceae.